AUGGAUGGGUUUGUGGAACCGCUGCGCAAGAGUGCGCAGAGCCUGAAGGAGCUGGCAGAUUACAUUGAGGGCGCCAGCUCCGAUCCUCUGGACCAAAGCAAGAAAUACGCUGUUGAUGCACUGGCUGCCGUCGCCUUUCAAGUCAACGGUGCAGCAAAGGGCUUGAGCCGACAACUUGACCAACAGCUGCUCAACUGCGAACAUGCCUCACUCUCCGUUUACUCCCUUGGAGAGCUGUGUGCAGCACAGGGCGGCCGCAAGGAGUUUUCCAAGUUUGCGCCCGCAAAGCGUGAGAAGCAGUUGCGCCCCAACUGGGGCAUCAGACCGCCACACACGGCUCCGCUGCAAGGCAACGGCUUCAUGCACAUGGGCAUCAACUACAACGCGCUGGAUGGGUUGGGCACGGGCGUGAAGGACGCCAUGAUGCAGCAACCGCCGCAACAGCAGCAGCGCCCGCCCAUGGGUGGCCCUCCUGUCAACGACUUCUUCUCUGCACCGCCGCAGCAACCGCAGGGCCAAGCAGCGCCGUCCAUGCCCAGCGCCGACUCCAUUUACGGCUCCCUGGAGAUCACGUCCCGUUCAACGGGCAUGGCACCAACAGAGAGCCUGUAUGAGGACUUUGGCUCCCUCUCUGUGCCGCAAGCACCCGUGUCCCCGGCCGCGCCCCAGGCACCAACCAUCCCCAGCAUCCCCACGACGCCAGCGACGCCAGCGACGCCAGCUGCACCACCCACACAACCAACACAGGCGCCACCGCCUCCGCCGUCUAUGCCUGGACCACCACCACCUCCACCAACAGCGCCCACCCAAGCACCGCCCCCGCCCCCACCAGGCGCACCCCCAUCCGUGCCCAUUUCCAAUGACCCGCUGUACACUGACAUUGACAAAGAUGAUACAAGCGACUCCAUGUAUGGAACAGUUGUGCCAUCCUCAGCAUCCAUGCCGCCACCACCACCGCCCCCUGCGCAGGGCGAUGACUCGGAUCACGUGUACGGCGUUGUCGCGCCGCUGUCGCAGCCACCUCCCCCGCCCACCGCCAAACCUCCCAGUGGGCCUCGCACCGUCAUCAGCAGAGCCAUUGUGCAGUACGACUACACUGCGACGGCGCCUGACGAGCUUGAUCUGGAGGAGGAGCAAGAGGUGGAGGUGCUGUUGAAGAAUGAGGACGGGUGGUUUCUUGGGCGCAUCGUUGGAACAGAGAAGGAGGGCGUGUUCCCAGGCAACUACGUGGAGGAAGUCGACGACUCAAACUGCUGA
Molecule: messenger RNA, 1257 nt
Organism: Salpingoeca rosetta
Lineage: Eukaryota; Choanoflagellata; Craspedida; Salpingoecidae
Exons: 7
Coding region: 1-1257 (418 amino acids)
Molecular function (GO): protein binding
Source: RefSeq, a predicted model, not a curated record